AUGAAAAAAGGAAAUUUUUUAAAAAUUUUUAUGCUAUUUUAUUUUAUUCCUUUUAUUUUUAUUAAUUCUGUGAAACCUCAAAAUAAUAACGAUGAAAUUAUUUCUUUGCCCGGGCUAAAUUUUAAACCAAAUUUUAAGCAAUAUUCUGGAUAUCUGGAUGUGUCGGAUAAAGAUUCUUUGUUCUAUUGGCUGAUUACCUCGCAAAAUAAUAAUGAAAAUGCACCUUUGAUUGUUUGGUUUAAUGCUCCUGGUACAGAAACGAGCCAAGGCUGCUCGCCUCUAGAAGUAUUAUUCACAGGAAUAGGUCCUUAUCUAAUUAAUUCAAAUGGGACUCUUGACAAAAAUGAACACGCUUGGAAUAAAAAUGCCUCACUUUUAUUUAUUGAAACACCAAAAUCAACUGGAUUUUCAUAUCUAAAAACUAAUGAUGAAUAUUUCAGAACUGGUGAUAAUCAGGUUUAUGAAAAGAAUAUUUAUAAAAUAAUAUUGGAUUCUAUUAAAUUAAAAUGA
Molecule: messenger RNA, 510 nt
Organism: Meloidogyne enterolobii
Lineage: Eukaryota; Metazoa; Nematoda; Chromadorea; Rhabditida; Meloidogynidae
Source: the annotation of a GenBank genome assembly